Eruca vesicaria subsp. sativa (arugula) is the source of this 456-nucleotide messenger RNA. The record is from the annotation of a GenBank genome assembly. Lineage: Eukaryota; Viridiplantae; Streptophyta; Magnoliopsida; Brassicales; Brassicaceae.
AUGAAGAUGGACGGUUUAACUGAGGCUCGCCCUUUCAAAAUUGGAUGGAGCGUCGAGUUGAAAGUUUUGCAUUCGUGGAAGUCAUUCGAGCACCAGUUCGGUUCUUCGCUUCAUAUGGUUUUAGAAGACAAAACUGGUGUGGAAAUUCAGGCCAUAUGCAAACAUUCAUUGUUGCAACAUCUCGAAAAAUAUUAUCGUGUUGGAGAAUGGAAAACCCACAACCAUGCUUACAUAAUGGAUUUUGUUAGUCAGACUUCUAUAACGGAUUCAAAUCUCCAAUGCGACAACAGAUUCCUCGAUAUCCAAGAUUUUGCCAGCAUCAAAAAUGGUUCACAUGACACAUCUAUUCUUAUUGAUGUGAUUGGUGAAAUCUUAGACUUUGGUGGUGUCAAUGUUGUUCAAAACGCAAGGAAAGAAGUGAACAAAGUGGAGUUUACACUAAGAUAUAUCAAGUAG